AAUAGGCAUUCUAAUCUAUGAAUUUUAUAGAAUUUUUAGUCCAUUCUUAUAGAAUAAUCGAAACAAGUUCUCAAAAAUAGUGGAACAGAAAUACCUUCAACUGCGGACUACUCCGUUCCACGGAUACCUCCAUCCAAACGGGACGAAUUCACCUUCCUUCACGAGAAUCACUGUUGGAUCAUGACAGAGAUCAGAUGGAUUAAGAUCUGCGCGGUGGGUGAUCCAACGGUGGAUUCGAGCGAAGGAAGGUGAAUCCUUCUUUCGCGCGAAAGAUACGACCGCGAUCCCCAUCCAAACAGUGCCUUAAAUGUUAGAAAAAUUUAAUGCGAACUCGCUUGGACCGCUGCUUAAUUCGUAAACCCUAAGUUUCUCCUGGAUUGGCGAAAUGGCCGGAGCAAUAACCAAACGGAAGAGAGAACAGAAAAUCACAAAUGGAGACAAGAAUUAUGUGAUUUGCGAAAUUCACAGCCUAAAUCCACGGGAGGGCAGUGCAAGGUAGAAGUGGGGAUUAGAAGUUACGAGGGGUAAAUGCCAUCUCGAAACCGAUGCAUAACGAUUUAGCAAGCAUUUUUUCGGAUCACUUUCUUUGGGAAAUACAGGAUACACUGAAGACCCCUAAAGGAUGAACUUGUUUCAUUCGCAAAGCAACCCCCAAGAGCUCCAAGGGAACCCUAUGAGAUGAGAAGCCUAUUUUUCUCCAAUGUCUUUUCUUUUCUCGAAUGACUUGUUUCUCUCGUCUUCUCCAAUGGCCUUCAGAUUCCAAUAGCUCAAACGCAUUACACCUCAAACUAGAUGUUUCAUCAGAUGUUUGAGAAAAGAUGGGAGCUACCCAUUGAUUCAUUUCAUAAAUGUUUCCCCAGGGUGACAGGAGAUAUAUUCCUCUACAUCAACCCACAGCACAACGAGUGAUGAUUGAUACAAUAUCCGCAGGCCCCACUACUGUAUUUCUCAUUGGAUCACACACAAACUUUGCUCUCUUUCUGAUGACAAAUCCACAUUUGAAAAAAAAUAUCCAGCAUAUUUAUAUUAUGGGCGGUGGGGUAAGGUCAAAAGUCCCUUGCCCCAAAAAUUCCAGCACCUCCUGCAUUCCUCAGCAAUGUGGUGAUCUUGGUAACCUGUUUGAUGCCUGCAAUAGCAAUCCAUAUGCAGAGUUCAAUAUAUUCGUAGAUCCUUUUUCUGCAUAUCAGGUGUUCCAUUCUGGCAUUCCAAUCACCCUUGUCCCACUUGAUGCAACCAACACCAUUCCCAUAAAUAAGCAGUUCUUUAUGGCAUUCCAACAACGGCAGGAUACAUAUGAGGCACAAUACUGUUUUCAGUCUUUAAAGAUUAUACAUGAUACUUGGCCAGAUAAUCAAUUUUACACGAGUUUUUUUAUGUGGGACUCGUUUACUGCUGGUAUAGCUAUAUCAAUCAUGCGCAAUGCCGACAACUUUAAUGGUGAAAAUGAAUUUGCUGAGAUGGAAUAUCUAAAUCUAACUGUAGUAACUUCAAAUAAACCAUAUGGUAUACAUGAUGGCUCAAACCCCUUUUUUGAUGGACGUGCAAUUCCAAAGUUCAGUUUACAGAAACAUGGAGUACAUAGUGGUCAUGUUCAGACUGGACUUCAAGAUCCAUUUUGCUUUGUGCCUGGAAGUGAUAAAGGGAAAUGCAAGGAUGGAUACACCAAGGAAGUAACUGGCUCAGAAGGUGUCCAUGUUCUUGUUGCAAAGAUAGCAAAACCUAAUCAAGAUGUUCACAGUCCGCUAGACCGAGAAUUUUUCAAAAGUUUUCUAGAUGUUCUAAAUCUUCAUCCGCAAUCUGGGCGUUUUAACAUUAGCAGACAGUUUCCAUAUUACAGGGAGAUACUCUACAGGCCAGAUUUUACAAAUCGAAGUUUGGGAAAGCCUGUUGUGUAUGACAUGGACAUGAGUGCAGGAGACUUUCUUGCCCUUAUAUAUCUUCUAAAAGUACCUGUUGAAAUAAUAGACCUGAAGGGGAUAUUAGUUAGUGGCAAUGGUUGGGCAAAUGCUGCAACGAUCGAUGUCAUCUAUGACGUGUUACAUAUGAUGGGCCGUGAUGACAUUCUAGUUGGCCUAGGUAAUGUAACUGCACUUGGCACACCAAGUCUUGGCUGCAAGUAUGUCAAGGCUAUCCCACAGGGUAGCGGUGGAUUGCUGGACUCUGAUACACUUUAUGGACUUGCUCGUACACUACCAAGAAGCCCUAGGAGGUAUACGGCUGAAAAUUCUGUGAAGUUUGGAGCUCCAAGAAAUACUGAUCACCCCAAACUUAGACAGCCACUAGCUAUGGAAGUUUGGCAGUCCAUUACAAGGUCACUUAAUCCAAAUGAUAAGAUAACUGUGCUGACAAAUGGACCUCUUACUAACUUAGCCAACAUUGUUCUUUCAGAUAAAAAUGCAAGUUCAAUUAUACAGAAUGUUUAUGUAGUAGGGGCAUAUAUCCUUGAUGAACUUGAUGAGAAAGGAAACGUCUUCACAGUUCCCUCAAACAAAUAUGCCGAAUUCAACAUGUUUCUUGAUCCUGUAGCUGCGAAGAAAGUCAUUGAGUCAGAUCUUCAGAUCACACUCAUUCCUCUAGGAGCUCAGCGCAAAGUGAUUUCUUUUAAUAGUAUACUCAAAAGUCUAAAGCUUGCGGGCAACACUCCAGAAGCCCAGUUUGCCUAUCAUUUGCUGUCAUUGAUGCAAAAGCUACAGCAACGGCACCAGGCAUACCACCAUAUGGAAAUAUUUCUGGGAGAAAUCCUUGGUGCGGUUUUCUUGGUUGAUGGUCCUAAUUUAAACCUGACAAUGCAAACAAAGCCAAUUAGUGUCUUGGCUGGUGAUACAAGCAAGGAUGGCCAGAUAGUCAUCAACAAAAAAUAUGGAAAAUUAGUUGGUUUAUUGAAUAAUUUUGACACAGAAGCAUAUUACAGACAUUUUGCAAAUUUACUUGGUGAUAGGAGACAGUCUGCCGUGAUUGGUAGCUUUGAUGAACAGAAAAGGAUGUGGAGUAUGCCACCAAAUAAGACUGAAGGAGUUUGAUAUCUUUGAAGAUUCUUUCAGUAGAAUUACAAAAAAUAAAGGAUUAUUCAUUUUUAUUUAUAUUCACAGGUUAUUUGGAGAUUCGAUCCAUAUUCUUGGUUUCUCCAAGAGAAACCACACAAUCAUCUUCAAGUUUCUUUUAAGAAAUUAUUGUUUUCUUGUUCCCACCUGUAUCGUCAAUAAGUUAAAAGAAAACUUCACAAUUGACCUCUUCUCUUGAGAAAAUUACAUGCUUGGUGUCUUUGGAGUUUUCUUAGCAUGCAGAAUUUUAAUUCUUUCAGUGCCAUGCCUAGAACUUGUAAAUCUACUGAGAUUGUAUCCCAGUUACCUCUCCUUUAAUGAUGCACCAUCAACUUAGAAUGCUCCAUGUUAA
This is a messenger RNA of Phoenix dactylifera (date palm), 3393 nucleotides long. RefSeq names its product nucleoside hydrolase 3-like. The record is from RefSeq and is a predicted model, not a curated record. Gene Ontology annotation, molecular function: hydrolase activity, hydrolyzing N-glycosyl compounds. NCBI's taxonomy places the organism in Eukaryota, Viridiplantae, Streptophyta, Magnoliopsida, Arecales, Arecaceae.